AUGGUGUGCUUAAACGGGGCGCAUACUAACGAGGGGUAUGGGCUGGUGCGGCCGCUCUAUGCCUACUUCGACUUGCACCAGCUGAAGAGCCUCCUCCCCUUCACUCCCUUACAGGGCUUCAGAGCAGUCGCCCCGUCCGCCCAUCUCGCCACUCUCAUCGCUCUCAAGCUCGAGCCAGCAGCAGCGCUGGCAGAGGGGGAGAGGAGGGACGCGCAGUUGAUCAUUCGGAAUCUCACCUCUUCAACGGAUUCUGGAUUCGCCUCGUGUGAUGCACCUGAGGGGGCGUCGCUCCCGCGCAACUGGUCUCUGCUGCCCAUGAGAAAAGAGCUCCAGUGGGUGAUUUCCAACAUUACACUCCAAAUGAACAACAGCAACUACGACGUGGUGCACGUACGGAGGGGAGACAAGGUCUUGGAUUCAAAACGAUGGCCCAAUCUUGACAAGGACACACGGCCCGACAGCCUCCUGAAGCGUCUACUGGAGCUCAUUCAACCAGGCCGGUUCCUCUACAUUUCAACGGACGAACGUUCCCCGGGAUUCUUCGACCCCCUGAGAGAGAAGUUCAACGUUCGGAUGCUGGGGGAUUUCAAGGACUUAUGGGGGCCGGGGAGCGCGUGGUAUCAGGACUACUCGGACAUGCUGGGGAAGGAUGUUACUUUUGACUCGUACAUGGAGGUAUGCUGUGCGGUGGUGUGCGGUCUUAUGCAGUUGUGUGCGGUGGAGUGCGGUGAUGUGGUGUUGAGGCUCGUCACAUGCUGCUGGGGGAUUUCAAGGACUUAUGGGCGGCGGGUAGCGCGUGGUAUCAGGCCUACUCGGACAUGCUGGGGAAGGAUGUCACAUUCGACUCGUAUAUGGAGGUAUGCUGUGCGAUGGUGUGCGGUGCUGUGCGGUGGGGCACAGCGGUGGGCGGUGGUUUGCGGUGUUGAGGCUCGUUCCAUGAUGCUGAGAGAUUUCAAGGACUUGUGGGCGCCUGGGAGCACGUGGUAUCAGGCUCGUCACAUGCUGCUGGGAGAUUUCAAGGACCUGUGGGCGCCGGGGAGCGCGUGGCAUCAGGUCUACUCGGACAUGCUGCGGAAGGAUGUUACCUUUGACUCGUAUAUGGAGGCUCGUCACACGCUGCUGAAAGAUUUCAAGGACCUGUGGGCGCCUGGGAGUGCGUGGUAUCAGGUCUUCUCGGACAUGCUGGGGAAGGAUGUCACCUUUGACUCGUAUAUGGAGGUAUGCUGUGGGGUGGUAUGCACUGAUGUGCGGUUGUGUGCAAUGAUGUGCGGUGGAGUGCGGUGGUGUGCUGUUGAGGCUCGUCACAUGCUGCUGGGGGAUUUCAAGGAGCUUUGGGCGCCUGGGAGCGCGUGGUAUCAGGUCUACUCGGACAUGCUGGGGAAAGACGUCACCUUCGACUCAUAUAUGGAGUGGUGGUAUCUUUUUUACGCUUGUCACAUGCUGCUGAAGGACUUCAAGGUGGUGGGGUGCCCUUUCACGCCCCUCCUACCUGUGCUGCAUCUUUCUUCAACUUCCCCUCCAUCCCUCAUCCAUCCAGGCAAUGGUGGACUACGAAGUUACAAGGCUGGCUCAGGAGGCCAUUGA
Molecule: messenger RNA, 1584 nt
Organism: Closterium sp. Yama58-4
Lineage: Eukaryota; Viridiplantae; Streptophyta; Zygnematophyceae; Desmidiales; Closteriaceae
Source: the annotation of a GenBank genome assembly